AUGACGCCUAAUUUCCAAACACUUUCUAUUCCUUCAGCCACAGUGCAAUCGCACGCCUCAAACCUAUUACAACUCCCAGACAAGACUGUACUAUGUACAUGGUUCGGCGGUUCUCAAGAGGGUCUCCCAGAUAUCUGCAUCUGGCUUUCUCGACUUGAGUCAGGAUCAUCCUCUUGGAGUACCCCGCAAAAGGUGUCUUCGGAUGAGAACAGGAGUUGUCAGAACCCUGUCUUGUUCAGAGCACCGCACAACGGAGAACUAUGGUUGCUUCACACUUCUCAAGAUGCUGGUAACCAAGAUGGGGCUUACAUACUUAAGCGAAUAUCAUCAGACGAGGGCAAAACAUGGUCCGAGGCCAGUCGUUUGCUUCCAGAUGCGACAGGCAUCUUCAUCAGGCAACCAAUAGUUGUCAACAGCGAGGGUGCUUGGAUUCUGCCAGUCUUUUACUGUCGCACGGAACCUGGACACAGAUGGAUUGGAAGUGAUGACAUUUCUGGUGUCUUCUAUUCACAAGACCACGGCACGACAUGGAAAGAGAAACAAGCACCCGACAGCGUGGGAGCCGUUCACAUGAACAUCGUUCCCCCAGUCUCUGGUCAAUCAACAUGGGUCGCUGUCUACCGAAGCCGAUGGGCAGACAACGUCUACCGCUCUACAUCCAAAAACGGAAUAGAUUGGGAGGAACCAAAAGCUACCUCUCUUCCCAAUCCUAAUAGUGGCAUCUGCGCUGCUCGUCUCUCCUCAGGCCAUAUUGCGCUUGUGUUCAACAGAUCUAGCGCAUCAGCAGAUACACUCAAGCGAAAAGGUCUUUACGAUGACAUCACACCUGAAGACGACAAGCGACCAAAUCAGGUUACCAAGACUGGCAAAGAUGCGAUUUGGGGGACUCCUAGAAAGACAUUGACACUUGGUGUUUCACAAGAUGAGGGGUUGACUUGGAGUGAGCGUGUGCUCGAAGAUGGUGAUGGGUUUUGUGGAACCAAUAGUUCUUCGGGACAGGAGAACAGGGAGUUGAGUUACCCUAGUAUUUACAUUGAGAAGAAAGGCGAGAUGGAUGUAGCUCAUGUGGCGUAUACGUGGCAUAGACAGCACAUCAAAUAUGUGCAGAUAGAGGAUGUGGAGGGAUGGGUUCAGUCUAAGUAA
Messenger RNA from Fusarium pseudograminearum CS3096, 1143 nucleotides. RefSeq lists its product as uncharacterized. The transcript has a single exon. The coding region runs from base 1 to 1143 and encodes 380 amino acids. The record is from RefSeq and is a predicted model, not a curated record. Lineage: Eukaryota; Fungi; Ascomycota; Sordariomycetes; Hypocreales; Nectriaceae.